ACAAAAAAAUAAAUAGGAAAUUGAAGCAAAUUGAGACAGGUCACCAGCAAAAGCAGAGCAGGGAAGGCAGCGGGACCAUAUUUAUAUCUCCAUCGGGUCUUUUAUGGGGACUUGAAAGGGGCCAACUUUGAGGGCCCAGCGAAAGCAGGCAGUUUGAUUCUUUCCAAUUCCCCUCACAUUACCCAAAUAUUUACAAUUUUUUUUUGUUUAUUUUUCAAAAUUUACUUUUGCAGGCAUUUAUUUAAGUUCACUCCCUAAACAGCAAACGAAAAUAAAAGGAAAAAAAAAAAAACCUUCUCAAAGAUUCUGUUCGAGGCAUCCUGUUCGUAAUGGCAACUUACUAGGGCUUAAAAUUUGCUGCAUUUCCAGAUUAAAAACGUGGGAUUUUAAUUAUUUUUAGUUUUAACGGAGAUGGGAAAAUCCCCUGCAAAAUGGAUCAAGACCUUGCUUCUUGGGAAGAAAUCUUCAAAGUCCAAUUUGUCAAAAGGAAGGGAGAAGCUGAAUGCUGCAAAUAAAGGAGAGGUAUUGGUUUCUUCCAGGGUAACUGUGCCUGACCUAUCAUUGGAUCCUCCAUCAAUCUCUGCACCUAUUUUGGUGAGCAGUGCUAGGAAUGUAGUGGAUUCUGAGAAGGGUAUAACCACCCAAUUGCCAAAUGAUGGGGUCAAUAUUCCAUGUUCAAAAGUGGAUGGAAAUGAUGUUGCAGUUAGUAACUUUGGUAACCCAGAAGAUCUUGAUAGGAUUAGGCUCGACCAAGCUGCUGCAAAGGCACAGGCUGCUUUCAGAGGUUAUCUGGCUCGCCGGGCAUUUCGAACCCUUAAGGGCAUUAUAAGGCUGCAAGCACUUAUUCGUGGUCACUUGGUUAGAAGACAAGCUGUUGCUACUUUAUGCUCUACAUGGGGAAUUGUUAAGUUCCAGGCACUAGCUCGUGGUCAAAAGGUCAGAUGUUCAGAUAUUGGCAUUGAAGUGCAGGAAAAACAUCAAAGACUGCUUCAGAGCUCUAAAAGCUUGGAUUCUUUCAGAGCAAGCAUAUCUUCUCAGGUGAAGAAUUUGUCAAGUAAUGCCUUUGUUCAGAAGAUUCUGUUUUCAUCACCUCCUGUACUACCUCUACGACUUCAGUAUGGUCCAGAGGAGCCUAACUCAUCCUGGCACUGGCUUCAACGCUGGACAAGGUCACAUUUUUGGGAAUCCCCUUCACAACCAAUUAGGAGCCUGGCGUUGAAGUAUCAGAAAAAGGGUGGUGAAAAUGGACGAGGAAAAACAAAGCGAAGUGUUCGGAAACUGUCCAAUGCAAAAGUUGAAAAUGGGUCUAGUCGUCCUACUUCAGAGUAUGAAAAACAAAAACGAGGUCCAAGGAGAGUUUCUGGCAACCCAGCAGAUUCAGUUCGGGAGCAUCCUCAAAAUGAGCUUGAGAAGGUUAAACGCAAUUUAAGAAAACUUUCUGACUCUGCAAAGGAGUUUUCAGAUAAGUCCGAGGUUGUUAAUGAGAGAACAAAACAGACUCUAGAGAAAACUUCUAGUUCUGAUGCUCCCGAUGUUUCAGAGCAAGAAUCUGCUGAGAAGAUGAGAGAUGUGACUGCAACACUAUCAAAACUGUCAAAUCUUGAGGCAGGUCCGAAAAUUUCCUCCGAAGAUGCUUCUCUUGAUGAGUCUAAUGUUUGUCCUGCAGUUGACUUGCCACCUGCAGAAAAUAAUGGUAAAAUUGAGAACAUGCCAGUAACAGAGGAGUUAACCUCUAAGGAUGAGCAGGUCAGCAAUGAGAACUCAAAAGCAAACCAAAGGAGAGCUUCUUUCCCUGCAAAAAUUGAUAAUCAAGAAAAUGAUUUAAAUACCACGCCUAAAGUGCCCAGUUAUAUGGCACCAACUGAAUCUGCAAAAGCUAGACUUAAGGGUCAAGGCUCCUCAAGGUUUAUCCGUGAGGUGGUUGAGAAAAAUGGAUUAAACAGGCGAUAUUCUCUGCCAUCUUCAACCAAUAGCAAUCUAAGUUCACUGUCACCACGUGCUCAAAAACUGGGUCAAGUAGCUGGCAAAGGAGCUAUCCGCAGUGACAAAUCUCUAUCAUCCUCUAGAGAUACUAGUGAUAAGGUGGUCAGAGCUGAAUGGAGGAGGUAAUUUUGCACAAGAAAGCAUUUUCAUUGAAGUUCUCGUGGAGUUCAAGCGGAUAUGCAACCUAAUUCAAGUUUUGUUAUAUGUUGUCACUUCUGAUUUGUGGCUGUGGAACCAGGAGAAUUAAUCAUCUAAUCUUUUUUUUGCUUGGUGCAUUUUUAAGUUUCGUUAGGACUUUCAGGAGUGUAGAUCGGUAAAUAUUUAUAGAUGUUACAGUUGCUUAUUUGGUCUCUUUUGGUUUUUCUGUGUUUGUAUAAUUCGUUAGCUCCCGUUUUCACCGAUUUGUAUCCUAGUUCAAACAUGAUAAUCUCUUUCCAUUUAAUAUCAUGACGGAGACUGUGCUGAUCUGCAAAUGUAAUGCUUUUCGAUUUCGUAGAUGUUAAUGUUCCAUCAUAUUGAGUUGAUUCUGUAGGGUUUACUGUAUGCCCAAACCUACUGGUUUGAACACUGUUAGUCUUAUUACUCAUUCUCGACUCAGUACAUUAAUAAAUGUCUUGAGGUCAGAGGAUGUUAUAGCUCCUUGAAUGUGAUCUUAAUCAAAAGAUCACGAGAUGGAACCUGAGUGCCAAGUAUGGAGGCACUUGUGUUCCUUGUCUUGUUGAGGUUGGUGCUUGCUAGGAAAGGUAAAGCUUGACCUCAUUUUGCUAAAAAUCUCCUCCACUUGGGGUAGAAUUCCACAUAUUACGGGAUGCUGUCAGUAUUAUUUGGGGUUUGUUAAAGAAGUUUGAAUGAAUUUGGUAAUUUUAUUUCAUAGUACAGCCACAGGUUGAAAAUUUUGUUGAUAGUUCUUGCUUCCUACUGGCUUUGCC
Durio zibethinus is the source of this 2912-nucleotide messenger RNA. RefSeq names its product protein IQ-DOMAIN 29-like. The record is from RefSeq and is a predicted model, not a curated record. Gene Ontology annotation, molecular function: protein binding. Lineage: Eukaryota; Viridiplantae; Streptophyta; Magnoliopsida; Malvales; Malvaceae.